AUGGCCGCUCCCUCCGCCUCCGCCGCGGCUUCCCCGGCCCGAGCUGCGCCGCUCGGCAGCGCGGCCGCCGGCCCCGAGCCUCCCGUGUCCCGUUCCAAAGAGCGAACGUCUGGGGAUGGCCGGCCCGGGGCGGUUGAGGGGCGCUCGGGGGCCGUUGCUGGCCCCGGGCCGAGCGCUGACAGCCGCGUCCCGCCCGCAGGGAAGGCGCAGGAGGCUCUGCUGCAGCGCUACCGGGUGGGUUCGCUGCUGGGGCGCGGCGGCUUCGGCAGCGUCUUCUCGGCCACGCGGCUCUCGGACGGCGCCCCGGUGGCCAUCAAAAGGGUGCCGCGGAACCGCAUCCGGCACUGGGACGAGCUGCCCGACGGCAGCAGCGCACCCCUGGAGAUCGUGCUGCUGGCCAAGGUGUCCACCGGCUUCCCUGGUGUCGUGCAGCUGCUGGAGUGGCUCGAGCUCCCCAACAGCAUCGUGAUGGUGCUGGAGCGGCCAGAGCGCUCUCAGGACCUCCUGCGUUUCAUUCGGGCACGGGGGUUCCUGUGCGAGGAGGUGGCGCGGGAGCUGUUCCGCCAGGUGCUGGAGGCCGUGCGGCACUGCACCAGCUGCGGGGUCCUGCACCGCGACAUCAAGCCAGAGAACAUCCUGGUUGACCUGGCCAGCGGGCAGGCCAAAUUGAUCGACUUUGGCUGUGGCACCUACCUGCAAGACACAGCCUACACUUACUUUGCAGGAACACUGUCCUACAGUCCCCCGGAAUGGACCCGCCUGGGCCGGUACCAGGGCGAGGCAGCAAUGAUCUGGACGCUGGGCAUCCUGCUGCACCAGAUGGUC
Motacilla alba alba is the source of this 825-nucleotide messenger RNA. RefSeq names its product serine/threonine-protein kinase pim-1-like. The transcript has 4 exons. Gene Ontology annotation, molecular function: ATP binding; protein serine/threonine kinase activity. Gene Ontology annotation, biological process: protein autophosphorylation. NCBI's taxonomy places the organism in Eukaryota, Metazoa, Chordata, Aves, Passeriformes, Motacillidae. The record is from RefSeq and is a predicted model, not a curated record. The annotation marks the transcript as partial. Gene Ontology annotation, cellular component: cytoplasm.